AUGGAUCCAGCACCGCUCGACAAUGCCGCAGCGACAGUCUACAUGAAACAUCACCGGCAUGGCCAUUGGGUUGCCGAGCACAAAGCCCAGCGCCUCCUCUCCAUUAUACACUUCGCAUAUCCGAUUGUACUGCUCGUCUUCUUCCUUACCACCUUUACCAUCCGUAGCAUUCUGUCUGCCAGCAGUCAGGAACCCGACGAUACCAAUUCCGAACCACAAUUAGGCCCUGGUGGCAAGCCUCUCCCAAAGAAGAAGGCACCAGCAGAUAAAUCCAAGAAUACUUUCCUUGAUUUCAGCAGACCGCGCAAGUUGCUGUUCGAGUGGCUGGCUCUAGCAGCUACCCUCACUCUCGCCGGCAAUGCCGUCACUGUAAUAGUCCACGCCCUGUAUGCGCGCAAGGAAGAGUGGUGGUGCGGACAAGCCACUGUUGUCUACGUUGUGGGUGCUUUCAUGGUCUACACUAUGAUCCUAAUCUCCAUCUUCGAUACACAACCCUCCCCUACCUGGGUCCAUGCCUCAUCAUGGGCUCUCGCUGCCGCCAUGGAUAUCGUUCUGCUCGCCUCCUCCUUCGCCCUAUAUACUCACGCCCACCACGAACCCAAAGCCGGCGAUCCGUCAGGUGGUCACUUGGAAAGAGAAAUGACUGAAUGGGAAAUUACUGGUGUCACGUUGGAUCUAGUCCGCAUCAUCCUGCUCCUCGCUCUCGUCGCCUUUUAUAUUCUGUUCGUGACGCUGCACGCCAGGAACCAAAGAAAGCAAGACGCUAGCCAGGCUUCUGCAAGCGAAACUACCGGACUCCUUGCUGAAGAUCGUGCCGAAGCUGGUGCCGCCAACGGCUCUGCGAAUGGCGCCAAUGGAUAUGGUGCUACCCAGCCCAAUGGUCACAACAAGCCGAAAAAGGCGGCAGAUGCUCCUGCUGGUUGGGAAAAGCCAACAACAGCACCUUCUAGAAGCUGGUGGGAAUACAUCAAGGGUUACUCCAUGUUCUUCCCAUACCUCUGGCCCUCCAAGGAUCGCAAACUGCAAAUCGUUGUUGUCAUCUGUUUCUUGAUCAUGCUUGUCCAACGUGGUAUCCAGUUUUUGGUACCCCUUCAAGCCGGGAGAAUCACCGACGAGCUUGCUGACGAGACGAAGAUCGGUAUGCCCUGGAAGGCCAUUUGCUUAUAUAUCUUCUAUCGCCUUCUCCAGGGUAACAAUGGUCUACUUGGUGCGACCCGCUCCAUCAUCUGGCUCCCCGUGAGUCAGUACUCUUUCCGCGAACUUUCGAUUGCCUCCUUCGAACAUGUCCAUAGUCUGAGCUUGGACUUCCAUCUGGGCAAAAAGACUGGCGAAGUCUUGUCCGCUCUGGGCAAGGGUAAUGCUAUCAACAACUUCCUCGAAUCGGUCACAUUUCAAGUCAUUCCCAUGCUCGUUGACUUGUUUGUUGCUAUUGGAUACUUCCUGAUCGAAUUCGAUGUCUACUACGCCCUGAUUGUCGCCGUUGUCACUUUCUGGUAUAUCUACUUGACUAUCAGGAUGGCUCAGUGGCGUGCCGAAAUCCGCAGGGAGAUGGUGAACUCGGACAGAGCGGUUGAUGCCGUCAAGAAUGACUCUAUGGUCUCGUACGAGACUGUCAAGUACUUCAACGCCGAAGCGUAUGAGUUUAACAGAUACCGCGAGGCAGUCGAGAAGUACCAAAAGGCAGAGUAUUCGGUCGUCAUCUCGCUAAACUUCAUGAAUGUCACCCAAAACAUGGUCUUCAUGGUUGGUUUGAUGGUCGCUUGUUUCGUCGCUGCUUACCAAGUCACUACUGGUCAGCGUAGUGUCGGUAAAUUCGUUGUUCUACUAACUUACAUGGCUCAGUUGCAGGGACCUCUGAACUUCUUUGGCACAUUCUACCGCAUGAUCCAGAGCGCCAUGAUCAAUUCCGAGCGAAUGCUUGAGUUGUUCAAAGAGGAGCCCACUGUCGUUGACGCCCCAGGGGUCACAACUCUACCCAGCUGCGAAGGCGACGUCCGCUUCAAUGAUGUUCACUUUGCUUAUGAUGCCCGCAAGCCUGCUCUCAAGGGGCUCGACUUCCGCUGCAAGCCCGGUACCACAACCGCUCUGGUUGGAGAAUCUGGUGGCGGCAAGUCCACCGUUUUCCGUCUGCUCUUCCGUUUCUAUAAUACCGAGUCUGGCACAAUCCAGAUUGAUGGACAUGAUGUUGCGGACGUCUCUAUCGACAGCGUGCGUAGACAUAUCGGUGUCGUUCCUCAGGAUACUGUUCUUUUCAACGAAUCUUUGAUGUACAAUCUCAAGUACGCCAAUCCCUCGGCAAGUGACGAAGAUGUUUACGAAGCCUGCAAAGCCGCCUCGAUCCACGACAAGAUUCUGUCUUUCCCUGACGGUUACAAUACCAAGGUCGGUGAACGCGGUCUUCGUCUUUCCGGCGGAGAGAAGCAGCGUGUCGCCAUCGCUCGUACCAUCAUCAAGGAUCCUCGCAUUAUCCUGCUCGAUGAAGCCACUGCUGCUCUGGACACCGAGACAGAAGAGCACAUUCAGGAGGCUCUCAUGACUCUUGCCCAGGGCAGAACCAUGCUCGUAAUCGCUCACCGUCUUUCGACCAUCACCAUGGCUGACCAAAUCUGCGUUCUCCACGAAGGCCGUGUUGCUGAGCGAGGUACGCACCAGGAGCUACUUGACAUGAAGGGCAAGUACCAUUCGAUGUGGCGCAAGCAGGUUCGCGCACAACGGGCAGCCGAAGAAGCAAAGGUCUUGAAGGACAAGGCCGAGAGACUGCGGAGAGAGAGCCGAAGUGGUGAAGUACCAAAAGAAGGCGAUGCUUCGGCUGGCAGCAGCGAGGACGAAAGAGAGCGACAACGAAGCGCACAGAAAUCGCAGAACAUGCAGGCUCCUGUUGAUGCUGGCGAGGCUCCUACCGAAAUUGCACGACAGCAGGAACGAAGCAAAACACCACACGGGCAUCCUUGA
Messenger RNA from Aureobasidium uvarum, 2952 nucleotides. The record is from the annotation of a GenBank genome assembly. NCBI's taxonomy places the organism in Eukaryota, Fungi, Ascomycota, Dothideomycetes, Dothideales, Saccotheciaceae.